UGCGCCGGACGGGUUAGACUGUGACACACAGCGGAAGUGCGCCAUUGCUGUGUGUUCGUGGCUGAGCGCGGUGAGCUGAGUGUGUUCUCUCGACUUUACUCUUAUAUUCUCUCACCCAGCUGCGUUGGAAAGAGCUGCACUCAUCUGUACACCCGCUCGAGAUAUUCCCGGCCUGGAUAUGUCCUUCAUAUUUGACUGGAUUUAUAGUGGUUUCAGUAGUGUUCUGCAGUUCCUGGGGCUGUACAAGAAGUCUGGCAAAUUAGUAUUCCUCGGUCUGGACAAUGCUGGUAAAACCACACUGCUGCAUAUGCUCAAAGACGACAGACUGGGUCAGCACGUGCCCACCUUACACCCUACCUCGGAGGAGCUGACGAUCGCUGGCAUGACCUUCACCACGUUCGAUCUGGGCGGCCACGCUCAGGCUCGACGCGUCUGGAAGAACUACCUCCCGGCCAUCAACGGCAUCGUGUUCCUGGUGGACUGUGCUGACCACAGCAGGCUGGCCGAGUCCAAAACAGAGCUAGACGCACUCAUGACAGAUGAAACCAUCGGAAACGUGCCCAUCCUGAUCCUCGGAAACAAGAUUGACAAACCUGAAGCCGUGAGCGAGGAGAAGCUGCGAGAGAUGUUCGGUCUGUACGGUCAGACGACGGGGAAGGGCAGCGUUCCUCUGAAGGAGCUGAACACUCGUCCUCUGGAGGUGUUCAUGUGCAGCGUGCUGAAGAGACAGGGCUACGGCGAGGGCUUCCGCUGGCUCUCACAGUACAUCGAUUAGAGGAGCACCACUGCACUCACAGA
This is a messenger RNA of Carassius carassius (crucian carp), 798 nucleotides long. RefSeq names its product GTP-binding protein SAR1b. NCBI's taxonomy places the organism in Eukaryota, Metazoa, Chordata, Actinopteri, Cypriniformes, Cyprinidae. Gene Ontology annotation, biological process: intracellular protein transport; vesicle organization; membrane organization. The record is from RefSeq and is a predicted model, not a curated record. Gene Ontology annotation, molecular function: GTP binding; GTPase activity. The coding region runs from base 179 to 775 and encodes 198 amino acids. The transcript has 7 exons. Gene Ontology annotation, cellular component: COPII vesicle coat; endoplasmic reticulum exit site.